AUGACGCUUAAUGCUCACGAAAACACCGUUCUCGUGGCGCCUCGCCCAGUGCGACUAGCUGCUCCCACUCCUUACUCGCACUUCCGUUCUCCAGUUCAUCGUCCUCGCCCGCACACCCCAGCUUCAAGCGUUCGUCUUGUCUCUACUCCUGCCGAUGCCUUCGAUCGCCUCAAGCUGGGAGAAGAUCCAGCAGACGGGGACUCCAAAUAUCCCGACUCCUGCGACAGAGACUCUGUAUCUCCUCGCGCUUCUCCUCGGUCCAACCUCCCCUCCGAGGCCUUGGAAGAGUUCUUCUCCAUCCUGAACUCGUCCACCCUUAUCUUCCCGCCCGCGCCUACCUCACCCAUCCUCCGCGCCACCAAUACCAACGCGUCGCACUCCUUCUUCUCGUAUCGUCGUACGCCUUCGUCGAGUAUCAGCCCUUCUUUACCAUCCGAAGGGCUUGGAUUGACCCUUGUUGAUCCUGCUGACGAUUUACGGAAGGACGGGGAGCCUGUGGCAUAUCCAUUCAAGCUGCUGGCUUCGAAUGCUCUAGCCUCGCCGGUGUCGCGCAUGCACACUCGCAAUCCCUUCCAGCGCCAUCCGUCGUAUGACAGUGCUGUAAUUUUCCGUCCGCCAUCAGCUUCACCCUCCCCCUCUCCCUCUCCGAUGGCUACUGCUCUCUCUCCUGCAGCGAUUCCACUCCCAUUGCCCACGCCUGACGAAGUUAUGGAGUCGGAGAUGGUGUCUUAG
Sparassis crispa is the source of this 732-nucleotide messenger RNA. RefSeq lists its product as hypothetical. The coding region runs from base 1 to 732 and encodes 243 amino acids. NCBI's taxonomy places the organism in Eukaryota, Fungi, Basidiomycota, Agaricomycetes, Polyporales, Sparassidaceae. The transcript is spliced from 3 exons. The record is from RefSeq and is a predicted model, not a curated record.